Molecule: messenger RNA, 6808 nt
Organism: Cavia porcellus (domestic guinea pig)
Lineage: Eukaryota; Metazoa; Chordata; Mammalia; Rodentia; Caviidae
Gene: Tbc1d8b
Product: TBC1 domain family member 8B
Exons: 21
Coding region: 183-3545 (1120 amino acids)
Molecular function (GO): calcium ion binding
Source: RefSeq, a predicted model, not a curated record
CAACCUCUCUGCCUACGUGGGAGAGAAAAGAGGGCUGGGGGAAGUGUAGAAAAUCUAAACCCUAGCCGCUGCAGCCUGAGGAAGAUUUAUCAGAAAGAGAAAUAGAGGGGGGAAAACCGGUUGGAGGUGAGGUGAGGAGGGCAAAUAAGUCGUUGCUAUCCGGCGACACAAAGUUCUUCACGAUGUGGCUGAAGCCUGAGGAAGUGCUUCUGAAAAAUGCGCUGAAGCUGUGGCUAAUGGAAAGGUCCAACGACUACUUCGUGCUGCAACGGCGUCGAGGCUACGGGGAGGAAGGCGGAGGUGGGCUCACAGGUCUUCUGGUUGGAACACUUGACUCAGUUUUGGACUCUACUGCUAAAGUGGCUCCAUUUCGUAUCCUACACCAGACACCAGAUUCUCAAGUUUACUUGUCAAUUGCAUGUGGAGCCAACAGAGAAGAAAUAACCAAGCAUUGGGAUUGGUUGGAACAAAAUAUCAUGAAGACCUUAUCUGUGUUUGACUCAAAUGAAGAUAUUACUAAUUUUGUACAAGGAAAGAUAAGAGGAUUAAUUGCCGAAGAGGGGAAACAUUCUUUUGCAAAAGAAGAUGAUCCUGAGAAAUUUCGAGAAGCCCUUUUGAAAUUUGAAAAAUCAUUUGGUUUACCAGAGCAGGAAAAAUUAGUGACUUAUUAUUCAUGCAGUUAUUGGAAAGGACGGGUUCCUUGUCAGGGUUGGCUCUAUCUUAGUACCAACUUUCUGAGCUUCUAUUCUUUUUUGUUGGGAUCGGAAAUAAAACUCAUUAUCUCCUGGGAUGCUGUGUCAAAACUUGAAAAGACUUCAAAUGUCAUACUGACAGAGAGUAUUCAUGUGUGUUCCCAAGGGGAAGAUUACUACUUUUCAAUGUUUUUGCACAUUAACCAAACAUACCUUCUUAUGGAACAAUUGGCAAACUAUGCCAUAAGGAGAAUUUUUGAUAAGGAAACAUUUGAUAAUGACCCAAUCCUUGAUGAUCCUCUACAAAUUACUAAAAGAGGUUUGGAAAAUAGAGCCCACAGUGAGCAAUUUAAUGCCUUUUUUCGGCUACCAAAAGAAGAAACAUUGAAAGAAGUACAUGAAUGUUUCUUAUGGGUACCAUUCAGCCACUUCAAUACCCAUGGAAAAAUGUGCAUCUCAGAAAACUAUAUCUGCUUUGCUAGCCAGGAUGGCAAUCUGUGUAGUGUAAUCAUUCCAUUACGAGAGGUCUUAGCUGUAGAUAAGACAAAUGAUUCCAGCAAAUCUGUCAUCAUUGGCAUCAAAGGAAAAACAGCUUUCCGCUUUAGUGAAGUUAGAGAAUCUGAGCAAUUGGUGUCAAGACUCAGGCUCAAGUGUGGCACAGCUUCAACUCAGUGUGAUACUAGCACAGAGGUUGCUAUUACUUCUGACUCUACAGGUCCUUCUGAUAAUUUUGAGGUACAGUCUUUGACAUGUCAAAAAGAAUGCAGUAAAACUGUGAACACAGAAGCCUUAAUGACAGUGUUUCACCCUCAGAAUCUGGAGACUCUUAAUUCUAAAAUGUUGAAAGAAAAAAUGAAGGAACAGUCAUGGAACAUACUAUUUUCAGAAUGUGGGCGUGGUGUUAGCAUGUUUCGGACCAAAAAGACUCGAGAUCUGGUUGUAAGAGGGAUUCCAGAGACCUUAAGAGGAGAGCUCUGGAUGCUUUUUUCAGGUGCUGUGAAUGACAUGGCUACUAACCCUGGCUAUUAUGCCAAAGUGGUUGAAAAGUCCAUAGGGACCUGCAACUUGGCUACUGAAGAAAUCGAACGUGAUUUGCGUCGCUCCCUCCCUGAGCACCCAGCAUUUCAGAGUGAUACUGGCAUAUCUGCUCUGAGGCGGGUACUUACUGCUUAUGCAUAUAGGAAUCCCAAAAUUGGAUACUGCCAGGCAAUGAACAUUUUGACUUCAGUGUUGCUUCUAUAUGCAAAAGAAGAAGAAGCUUUUUGGCUUCUGGUUGCUGUGUGUGAACGAAUGUUGCCUGAUUAUUUUAAUCGUCGAAUCAUUGGUGCCUUGGUGGAUCAGGCAGUCUUUGAAGAACUUAUCAGGGAUCACCUUCCUCAGCUGACCGAACACAUGACAGAUAUGACAUUCUUUUCUUCAGUUUCUCUCUCAUGGUUCCUCACACUUUUUAUUAGUGUGCUGCCUAUUGAAAGUGCAGUGAAUGUGGUAGACUGUUUCUUCUAUGAUGGAAUAAAGGCUAUUUUACAACUCGGAUUGGCGAUACUUGACUAUAAUUUAGACAAACUCCUGGCAUGUAAAGAUGAUGCUGAAGCUGUGACAGCUUUAAACAGGUUCUUUGACAAUGUCACUAAUAAGGAUAGCCCAUUGCCUUCAAGUGUUCAGCAGGGUUCAAAUGAGAGUGAUGUAAAAAGCAGUCAUGUUAGAGUGGAUAUUACAGAUUUGAUUAAAGAGUCCAAUGAGAAAUAUGGAAAUAUUUGCUAUGAAGAUAUACAUAGCAUGCGCUGUCGAAAUAGGUUGUAUGUGAUACAGACCCUAGAGGAAACAACGAAGCAAAAUGUGCUGCGUGUUGUAUCCCAAGAUGUGAAAUUGAACCUUCAUGAAUUAGAUGAACUUUAUGUGAUCUUUAAGAAAGAGCUGUUUUUAUCUUGUUAUUGGUGUUUGAGUUGUCCAGUGUUAAAGCAUCAUGACCCCAGCCUGCCAUAUUUGGAACAGUAUCAGAUUGACUGCCAGCAGUUCAGAGUGUUGUAUCACUUGUUGAGUCCCUGGGCUCAUUCCGCAAACAAAGACUCACUAGCUUUAUGGACAUUCAGAUUGUUGGAUGAAAAUUCUGAUUGCCUUGUAAACUUCAAAGAAUUUUCUUCUGCAAUUGACAUAAUGUACAAUGGAAGUUUUACUGAGAAGCUUAAACUGCUUUUUAAGAUGCAUAUUCCUCCAGCUUAUACUGAAGUGAAAUCUGAGGACUCUUCAAAAGGAGAUGAACUUUCCACAGAAGAAUUACUUUAUUUCAGUCAGCUCCAUGUUUCCAAGGCUACAAAUGAGAAAGAAUCAAAAUCAGGAACAAACAGCCCUGAAAAAGGCAAAGGAAAAAUCGAUAUUCAAGCAUACCUAACUCAGUGGCAAGAUGAGCUCCUCAAAAAAGAAGAAAAUAUUAAAAAUUUGCCAAGAAUGAAUCAGUCACAAUUUAUUCAGUUUUCAAAGACCCUCUAUAAUUUAUUUCAUGAGGACCCUGAAGAAGAAGCAUUAUAUCAAGCCAUUGCCGUUGUAACCAACCUUCUGCUCAGGAUGGAAGAAGUUGGAAGGAAACUACAUAGCCCUCAAUCAUCAGCCAAAGCAGUCUCUGGUACAGUAUGUGCUUCUGAAGAACCCAGUGAAAGGAAAACAAAGAGCAACUUGGAGAAAGAUCCUUCUUCCUCUCUCAGGGAGGAACCUCAGUGGUCAUUUGCAUUUGAACAGAUUCUUGCAUCUCUGUUGAACGAGCCAGCCUUGGUGAGGUUUUUUGAGAAACCUGUAGAUUUAAAAACCAAGCUGGAAAAUGCAAAAACUUCUCAGUUAAGAUCUAGAACCAAGAUUUAAUUUGACUCAGUUAAGAUCUAGGACCAAUGUUGUAAAUUUCUUAACAGGAAUUGAUAUCAAAGACAAGUUUACUGAAAUUUCUGUAGCAUCAGCUUGAUUCCUGGGAGUAGGGCUCAGGGAUUUAUCUUCUUAACAAUGUGCCUAAAGAAAGAAGGAAUAAGAUAUUUAGAAGCACAAUUAUUCAUUUAUGAUGAUCUCAAAUUUUGAUAGUCCUAAUUACAGUCAAUCCUUGGAUUGUGAGUAUCUUGGUCUUCAAGUAAGUGUUCUGCAAGCCAAGUGGACAGUGCUAAGACAUUUUAACUUGAUAAAUGAGAAAUGUCUUGCAGUAUAAGUAAUACAUCAUGCUGAAUAUCACCUGAUUCCAACUGGUUCUAUCUCUCAUUGCUUUGAUAUACAAGUGCUUUGGAUUACAAGUGGAAUGAAUUAUUCUCCCAAACCAAGGUUUUACUGCACUCUGUUUUUCAGAAAAUAUGCAGUAGCUAGGGAGGAAAGGGAAGAUAUUCUGUAGAACCACCAGAGGGCACCACUAUACCAUUUUUAGUAAGCAAAUUACUAGCUUUGCUAUUUUCACUAAUAAUUUUGAAAAGGUGGUGUUAGUUUAUUAGUGAUGCUGAUAUGUCAUAGCGGUAAACCUUAUUUUGCAAAUUGCCUCAGUCUUACUAGAAUACCCUAGAAAUCUAAUCUAUUAGAUCUAUACCCUUAUCUAGAUUACCAUUCAGGCCUCUCAUUUUCUAUUAACUGAAAUAUUAUUAACAUUUUAAAUUUAAUUUCAGUCAAUCUAGUAAUAGAUGAAUGAUCAAUAAUUUCUGCAUUCUCUACUUGAAGAGUUUAGAAGCUGCCAAUUCAUGCUGCUAUCUCUUUUACUGUUCAGAAUAAAUCAAAGUCUCUUAAACCCAAUAGACUGAUAGAAAGGGAAAAAAUACUAGACUUUAAUUUAAACUGAAUAAAGCCAGCCUUUUGGAAGGAGGUAAGAAACAGUUCAGCUCAUUUUGAACAUCUUGAGGGUUUAGAGGAUCAAAAGAUCUUUCUAAGCAUUUUAAAAAAUAAGUCAUAUAACAAAGGUAGCUGUGAACACCCAAUUGUGUUCUCUAUACAACCAGUCUAAGGUUCUGGAAAGUCCAUUCACUGUGUAAUUGGUUUCAGGAAGGGAUUUGAUAAAAUAAAUUCCUUCAAGGGUUAAUAAAGCUAAUGUGUAAUUGUAUAAAGAAAGAAAGAAAAGUUCAGUUACUACAAAUUCUUUGGAGCACUACUGUUUGUUCUGUUUGUCACAGUAUAUUGCUCUUUGUCUCAGUAGUUUUAGAUUUUGGAUUUUCUCAGUCAUAUUUUACUUUAUAUUACAUAGUAAACAUAAAUAGUUGCAUUUAAACUGAAUUAUUAUAUUAGUCUGGCAGGCAUAUAAAGUAUACUUUCACAUGAUGCUUGCUGAUGUAAUGUGUAGAAUUACCAGCAUCAAUCUAAAAAGAUUUUGACUAUCUGGUUUAGAUAUGUAAUUUUAUGUACUUUAUGCUGCUUAUAUUCCAGUUGCACUAUGACAGUCUAUUUGGAGACAUAAUGGACUUUGUUGUCACUUUUUAAAAAAUGAAACAAGCAAACUACACUUGUCUACUCCUCUGUUUCUGACAAGAGCAAUUUAACAAUUAAAUUAGAAAAUGUAGUAAUAUCAUCCAUUGAAAUUUCUUUCUUCACAGAAAACUUUGGUCUUAAGUCCUUUGGCUUUUCUAGAUGUGAAACAGUGAAAGGGCAGACCUCCUUUUGAGUGAUCCAAGGGACCAUCUUUUCUGAGCAGGAGUUGGUACAGUGAGCCUUAGGCAAGAAUCUUCUGUGAACAAAACCUAACACAGAGAUGCUUGUCACCAUAAAAUAUGUUACCUUCAGAGAAGUUAAAGAAUUUUCAAGUUAAGCUUUUGAAAAUGCAUAAAUAGGUUUUGGUGAAACCCUUUACUAGUAAGUCUUUAAGAUAAUUUGAUCACUUUUUCUUUUCAAGGAAAUUACCACCUAAAAGAGAUAAUUGGUAAGUAGCCAUACCUUUAGUUCGAAGUGAUUUGUUGAAAUACAUAGAGAUUUUAAAGACUUAGUUAAUAGUUUGUAUUAAAGCUAUCACACAUUUGCUAUUAUGUAGCAAUUAUUAAACUAUGCUACAAUAAUAGCUCUAGAAAGACAAAGUCAAAUGCACAAAGACAUUAUUGUAUACACUGUGGAAUAUUUUGUCAGUUGGAUUUACAAAGAAUACUUUUUAAGAGCAUGUAUCAUUAAUAUAUGACAUUAUUUUAAAGUCAAAAUGGUGAUUGAGUAUUGUAUUUUAACCUACAUUGAUAAAAUUGGAUAAAGAGAUUUUUCAAUUGCAAAAAAAUUAUAAAAGCAAAUUUAAAAAAAGAUUUAUUUUCUGAGUCUGCAGGAGAAACAAGCUGAAUAUAUAGUUUUAUAGCUGCUACCUUGUUAAGCAAAGGAAUUGUUCUGUAUUUUAAAAAUCAUAUGUAGUUGUGUUAUACUGAACCAGUGCAAUAUGCCUUAUAUGUUAAAUGUAAUAAAGUGGUUUUACUUCUCUUUCUAAGAAUAAAUAUCACAAAUCUCUUAAAACAUGAAAGUGAUUUGCUUAAAGAGAUUAAUAUUUUAUUUGUUGUGAUAUGUUUUUAUUUAUACUUAGAUAUCAUUUGAGGGCUUUCCUUCUGUUUCAGAUAGGGUUCAGUUGCAGAGAACAAAAUUUAUACUUAAUUAGGGAGGAAAGGAUUUAUACUGGGUACUGAAUACAUAAUUAUCAGAACUGUUUGAAUUGAGCUUUUAAGCACACAUCCCAAAGGCACACCUCUACCAGGUCACAGUUGCUAACUCUUCUGAGAUGAGAAAACUGCUACUUCUUUCAGUGAGAAGGAAAAGCCAUCACUACUACUGCUACCUCUGAAACCAUGCUCACCUACUGUGAUUUCCACCAGCAAAAUAGAGUCCCUAUCCCCUGCCUCUCAGUACUCACAAGAUUGUAAUUACAUAACAGUAGGAAAACCAGAUAACUUCACAACUGUGUUUACUAGAAGUGACAGAAACAUAGGUUCCACUUUGCUUCUGCCUCUCUAAUCUCAUAAGUAUGCAUCUCAUUGGCCUAGAGCCCUGCGGGCCACAGUGGGUAUGCCGAGUCCUCUUCAUCAGCAUACAAACCAAGUCACUGCAGCGAAAUGAGCAUGCACACAACAGCAAAUAUAUUAAUUGUGUAAAAGCCCACCAAAUACAAACUUUUACUUUUCAAUAAAAAGUUACUUGUAUCAUUGAAA